Molecule: messenger RNA, 1064 nt
Organism: Sinocyclocheilus anshuiensis
Lineage: Eukaryota; Metazoa; Chordata; Actinopteri; Cypriniformes; Cyprinidae
Gene: ninj1
Product: ninjurin 1
Exons: 4
Coding region: 108-584 (158 amino acids)
Biological process (GO): tissue regeneration; cell adhesion
Cellular component (GO): membrane
Source: RefSeq, a predicted model, not a curated record
UAUGUCCAGCCCCCUUUUCCUUUCAUCGUCCAUGAGAUCAUAAUGCACCAUAAAAACACUGCAACCCAGCUAUUUACGAAGUGUUAGUUAUAAUCAAAGGAAGGAUUAUGGCUUCAGAAGCGAUGGAAUUGAAUGGAGAUGCUAACAGAAGUGAUUCAAGAGAGAUUCAGGAGAACCCAAAGGAAGAAAGGCAGCAGUCUGAUCGUCCUCGGCAGAACCACUGGUCAAGGAACACCCCAAUUAACAUGAACCACUAUGCCAAUAAGAAGAGUGCAGCAGAGAGCAUGCUGGAUAUCGCGCUGCUGAUGGCCAACGCCUCCCAGCUGAAGACCAUCCUGGAGCUGGGACCCACGUUCUCCUUCUACAUUCCUCUCAUCAGCCUCAUCAGCAUCUCCCUCAUCCUACAGAUCAUCGUGGGGGUCUUGCUUAUCUUCAUAGUGAAGUGGAAUCUGAAUGACACAAGUAAACACUACAUACUGAAUCUUCUGGAGAACAUCGUCACAGCUCUCGUCUUUGUCGUCGUAGUAGUAAAUGUUUUCAUCACAGCAUUUGGAGUCCAAAGACCAGAGGACACGAAAUCAUAACUGGCAACAUGAGUUUAGGAUUUCAUACAAUUAUACAUUUUUGGACAUUUACUAUCAAACAUCAAGCAAGUUGUCAUGACAUAUUCAAAUGUGCCUCGAUGUAAAUAUGCCUUAUGUUUUGCAGAAACUUUUUUUAGUCCCAAAAUGAGCUAAUAACAGCUUAAGUAAUAUAAAUGUAAUUUAAAAAACGCAACUACAUGUAAUUAUUUUAUGGGUAAUUGUUUAAUUACAUAAUUCACUUUGUUAAAAUGCAUCAAUUGUGAAAUUGGAUUGGAUAGCCUAUUCUAAUCGGAUCAUUACUGAGAUUGGAAAUAAUCAAGACAGAAACUAGUCACACAAUACCUUUCAAGCCCGAAAUGGAGAGUAGCACCUCACCUCACAUGGGACGUUCAUACUGCCUACCUGAUCACUGUAUCAGCUGUCUAUAUGGGGAAAAUAGACUCAUUUUACGUGUGGUUCAACACAAUGCAACUCUCUUGA